AUGUCCCUCGAGACCGGGGAGCCGCCGAAACUGUACGGCGUCAACUUGCAGCCACCGGCACCGUUCGAUUUCGCGAAGCCGCCAACGUGGGCGACAUGGCUCAGCCGCUACGAAGACUACGCGGUGGUUUCAGGACUGACAGAAGCGUUAAAAGACACGCAGGUACGCUCGCUACUGUACUGCAUGGGCCCGGGGUCCCACCCGCUUCUCGAGACAUUCUCGCUCGACACCCAGUCGCUCACCUCAUACCAAGCAGUUGCCCCCUUCACUGAGCACUUCGUGCACCCGGGAAACGAACUUUACGAGUCGUCGCGGUUCCACAGACGUGUGCAGCUACCCGGCGAAAGCGUCGACAGGUGCUACGCAGAAUUUCGCAGGAUAGUUAAGCGCUGUAACUAUCCGUCAGCUGCUGUCGAGGAAAGGCUCGCCCGUCAAUCCGAAGACGCCGACAAGGAAAAGGCGUUGUCCCAGAACCGCACCGAGCACUCCCGCGAGCUCAACCUCGACGCCACAAAAGCUAAUACGUUCCCCUCUCGUCGUCGCUCCGGAGCCAAGCCUCGUUCGCCGCAGCCGCAAGCAGAGCGCUCACGCGAGCCGUCCACAUGUGAAUUCUGCGGCCGCGCGCCUCAUCGACUUUCGGACUGCCCAGCCCGACGCUCCGCCUGCAACUUCUGCAACAAGAAAGGCCACUUUGCCGAAGUAUGCCGCUCACGGAAGUGCAAGCAGAACAAGCUCAGCUCCAUUCACCUGCACGUCGUCGGGACGGCCACCGCGGCCAAGUUCGUCGACGUCACCGUUGACGACUACACAGCGCAGUUCAAGGUCAACUCCGGAGCCGAAGUAUCUGCCGUUCCAAGCGACUUUACUACGUUGCCUGCCAAACUCGACUAA
Molecule: messenger RNA, 891 nt
Organism: Dermacentor silvarum
Lineage: Eukaryota; Metazoa; Arthropoda; Arachnida; Ixodida; Ixodidae
Exons: 2
Coding region: 1-891 (296 amino acids)
Molecular function (GO): nucleic acid binding; zinc ion binding
Source: RefSeq, a predicted model, not a curated record